Molecule: messenger RNA, 1394 nt
Organism: Branchiostoma belcheri (Belcher's lancelet)
Lineage: Eukaryota; Metazoa; Chordata; Leptocardii; Amphioxiformes; Branchiostomatidae
Exons: 11
Coding region: 342-1394 (350 amino acids)
Source: RefSeq, a predicted model, not a curated record
CCCCACAUAGUGUGUUUCACGCCUGACAAAGCUGCCACAAGGUCCAACCUGGCCAUCACCAAACCCAACCUUGUGUGGCUGGAACCGGACAACGUUGAACCUAGGUAAGCAGGACCAUCUUGGUACUCAAGCUACACAUAGUCCUUACAUAUAGUGCCAAAUACUACAGGCACCAGGCACGUCCCUUAUGUACCUUAUGUUACAGUGAGCUCCACUCGGAGCAUACCGGCAGACAGGAGGUGGAAGAAAAGUUAAAAGCAGCAGGAGUUGGCGAGUUCUUCCCCAGUCAUCACCAGGACAAGGUCACCCUUCUUGAGGAGGAACUGGAACUUGUACAGUUCAUGAAGGAUGAAGCGGACGCUAAUCUCAUGGAGCAAAAGAAACUCAACAAAGAGCUUCAGAAGACUAUUGAGAGUUUGCAGGCUGAUCUGAAGACCCGAACAAAGUCAGGAAGCAACCUCGUUGCAACCCAACCCCACAUAGUGUGUUUCACGCCUGACCAAGCUUCCACAAGGUCCAACCUGGCCAUCACCGAACCCAACCUUGUGUGGCUGGAACCGGACAACGUUGAGCAACUCACUAGACCUGCGCAUGCGGAUUCGGAGAGUGAUACUGAGUCUAUCUGUUCCACUGACAGCCUAGACGACGGCUUUCCAUCCAGGACUGACAAACUAGACAACGUCAUAAGUACCAGGAGUAUUGCAGUAGGUACAGAGGCCAAGGAGACAGACCAAGCUUCCACAAGGUCCAACCUGGCCAUCACCGAACCCAACCUUGUGUGGCUGGAACCAGACAACGUUGAACAACUCACUAGGACAUCUGAUGACAGUAAUGACAUCCCCACAGCAGACGUUGAUCCAUUUUACAUCAUCCAGUUAGAGGCUGAGUUAACAGCAAUGAGACUGAAUGUUGAAGACCUCACAGUGCAGCUAAGAACGGCCAACAGCAGCAUUGAUGAGCUAAACGAUGCCAACGACAAACUGGAAGAAGAGCUGGAAGGGUUACAGACGAGGGCCAACUUUCGCAUAGAUCAGCUGUACGCUAUUUGCAUUAAAAUGGAAACAGAGCUGAAAGAGACGAGGGCCAAUGCCAGCAUUACUGAACUGCAGAAUACCAUUGACAGCUUAGAAGCAGAGAUCCAAGAGUUACAGAUGAGCACCGAGACCGACAUUGCUGAGCUGAAUGCUGUUAAUGACCAACUGACAGCAGAGAUUCAAGAGUUACAAAAGUUACAAGCUGAUCUGAAGACCCGGCCAAACUCAGGACGUAACCUUACUGCAACCAAACCCCACAUAGUGUGUUUCACCCCUGACCUAGCAACCACAAGGUCCAACCUGACCAUCACCGAACCCAACCUUGUGUGGCUCGAACCAGACAACGUUGAACCUAGGUAA